CUAAAAGUGGUAAGCAAGUAUGGUCCAUGCACGGUGACUGGAGAUCCGAAAACAUUUCCCUCGGCAGCCGAAAUCCUCCGUCAAGACCAACUCCGAGUGAAAUCAAUUCGAGCUAAGCUUUCCAUGAACUCAAGCACUACUGGUGUUUUUAAUGAGAUGAAGACUACAGUUCCAACCACUCGCUUUGGAGGCGGAUAUGCUGUUACCGUGGGUCUUGGCACACCUAAAAAAGAUUUCUCGCUCUUAUUUGAUACUGGUAGUGACCUUACUUGGACCCAAUGCGAGCCAUGUUCAGGGGGUUGCUUUCCACAGAAUGAUGAGAAGUUCGAUCCUACCAAAUCAACCACGUACAAAAACCUUUCGUGUUCCACAGAACCGUGCAAGUCAAUUGGUAAAGAAAGCCCCCAGGGUUGCUCUUCCUCAAAUACAUGCCUUUAUGGCGUCAAAUACGGGACUGGUUACACUGUCGGAUUUCUUGCCACAGAAACGCUAACCAUUACACCCUCAGACGUGUUCGAGAACUUUGUGAUCGGCUGUGGUGAAAGGAAUGACGGCAGAUUCCAUGGUGCAGCGGGGUUGCUAGGACUGGGCCGUUCCCCUAUAGCCUUACCAUCACAAACUUCCUCAACAUACAAAAACCUCUUCUCUUAUUGCUUACCAGCAUCUUCAAGCUCGACUGGUCACCUCAGCUUCGGUGGUGGAGUCUCACAAGCUGCAAAAUUCACUCCAAUAACCACAAAAAUUCCGGAAUUGUACGGCCUAGACGUUUCUGGAAUUAGUGUUGGAGGUCGCAAACUACUAAUAGAUCCAUCAGUUUUUAGGACCUCUGGAACGAUAAUUGACUCUGGCACAACACUGACAUUUCUGCCAUCCACAGCACACUCUGCUCUCAGCUCGGCUUUUCAAGAAAUGAUGACAAACUAUACUUUGACAAAUGGAACAUCCGGUUUGCAACCAUGCUAUGAUUUCAGCAAGAAUGCCAAUGACAAUAUUCCAUUACCUCAGAUUAGUAUCUUCUUCGAAGGUGGGGUUGAAGUGGAUAUUGAUGAUUCGGGGAUCUUGAUCUCUGUGAAUGGUCUGGAAGAGAUGUGUUUAGCAUUCAUAGAUAAUGGUAAUGACAAAGAUUUAGCAAUUUUUGGAAAUCUUCAACAGAAGACAUACGAGGUGGUCUAUGAUGUUGCUAAGGGAAUGGUUGGAUUUGCUUCGAGUGGUUGUUAGCUCAAGUUAUUGAGAAAAGUGAAUCUAGAGCAAUUAGUCACUAUCUUUGUGGUUUGCAUUGUAAAGUGUCACCUAUGGCCUCUAUUUUUCCCAAAAUAUUGAAGGCAUCUUAUAUAACAUGUAUCCAUUGAGGCUAUUAUAUAUUCUCAACAAAUAGAUACUUAAUUAUACUUAGAGAAAGCAUUAAAAAAAGCUUUUAUU
This is a messenger RNA of Populus euphratica (Euphrates poplar), 1419 nucleotides long. RefSeq names its product protein ASPARTIC PROTEASE IN GUARD CELL 1-like. The record is from RefSeq and is a predicted model, not a curated record. Lineage: Eukaryota; Viridiplantae; Streptophyta; Magnoliopsida; Malpighiales; Salicaceae. Gene Ontology annotation, biological process: proteolysis. The annotation marks the transcript as partial. Gene Ontology annotation, molecular function: aspartic-type endopeptidase activity. The transcript is spliced from 2 exons.